AUGGCGGAUAAUGCUCUUCCCCCCAACCUGGCGACCCAGCUAGAUGUACUAAUGAUCGACAAUUUUGACUCUUUUACGUGGAAUUUGUAUCAGCAGCUCUGUUUACUCGGCGCAUCGGUCACCGUCAUUCGGAACGACGCCAUCCCCCCGUCCUUGAUACCCAAACUCAAAAUCAAGUCACUCAUCAUCUCCCCUGGACCUGGCCAUCCACAAACUGACUCGGGGAUCUCGAAGGCGGCGAUUGACUACUUCCAGGGGAAGGUACCAGUAUUGGGAGUAUGCAUGGGGCUCGAGUGUCUCGUAGACUUGCUUGGCGGCCAAAUCUCUUACGCUGGAGAAAUCAUGCACGGAAAAAUAAGUCGGAUACGACACGACAAUCGUGGCUGCUUCAAAGAUGUCCCCCAGAACAUCAAGUCGACCCGGUACCACUCUCUCAGCGCGUCAACGACUACCCUUCCUCCGGAGCUCGCGGUUACUGCGUUGAGCGAGGACUCGGGAGUUAUCAUGGGUGUUCGACAUCGCAAAUACACAGUCGAGGCAGUCCAAUAUCAUCCAGAAAGUGUUUUAUCGGAGGGUGGCGACGAGCUUAUUCGCAACUUCUUGUCUCUGCGGGGUGGGAAGUGGGAGGAAAAUCCAAGUUUUGGUGUCCUUGAUUCGGCACUCCCCACAUUUCCUAUUGAAGCUCUACCUAAUGGAAUCGCUGUCAGCCCUGCAGCUGCCGCAAAGAUACCCUCCAUCCUCGAGAAAAUUUAUGCUCAGCGCCUUUCAGACGUAGCUGCGGCUCAAAAAACUCCAGGCUCGACUCUGAAGGAUUUAGAGACACUGUUUUCCCUGAACAUUGCGCCACCACUCAUUCCUUUCCUUCCUCGACUGCGAGACAAUGCAACUGGCCGUCCAUCUCUAAUGGCCGAAAUCAAGCGUGCCUCCCCAUCCAAAGGACCUAUAUCGCUCUCGACAUCCCCUCCUGCUCAGGCCCUCACUUAUGCUUUAGCAGGGGCCCACACCAUUUCUGUCCUCACUGAGCCAAAAUGGUUCCUCGGUACACUACACGAUAUGCUUCAUGCGCGUUUGAGUGUUGCGAAUCUUCCUAAUCGACCUGCCAUCCUCCGUAAAGACUUCAUCCUCAGCAAAUACCAGAUACUAGAGUCCCGAAUCUGGGGAGCAGACACCAUCUUACUGAUCGUCAGCAUGUUGCCAGAGCAUCUCCUUCGAGAACUCUACGCCUACAGUCUCGAACUGGGCAUGGAACCCCUGGUAGAGGUCAACAACGCCAAGGAGAUGGAACUGGCGCUGUCUUUGCCAGCCAAGGUUAUUGGGGUGAACAACCGCAACCUGCACAACUUCGACGUUGAUAUGGGCACGACAAGUCGGCUGAGCGAGAUGGUGAGAGACAAAGAUGUUGUACUUUGUGCUCUCAGUGGCAUUUCAACAGCGCAAGAUGUGGACAAGUAUGCUGCGGAAGGAGUGGGCGCUGUUUUAAUUGGAGAGAGCCUCAUGCGCGCUACCGAUACCACAGCUUUCAUUCGCGAACUCCUAACAUUACCUGAGACGGCAGUCUCCACCUCGCAAUGGCGAGGAAGCGCUCCUCUCGUCAAAAUAUGCGGGAUUCGUACGAAAGACGAGGCUCUCGCUGUUGCGGAGGCUGGCGCUGACAUGCUUGGAUUGAUGUUUGUCGAGAAAUCGAAAAGACAUAUUGAUCUAGAAACGGCCAGGGACAUUUCAGAGGUUAUUCGUGCCCUGCGAUUCUCCUCCACUGCCACAGAGCCCCUAGAGGAGUCAUCCAACACUCCCUGGUUUACGGGCCACGCCACACGGUUGUCGAAUACAUAUGGUCGGCCGCUACUCGUUGGCGUCUUCCAGAAUGCAUCGCUUUCGACUAUACUUCAUGCAGUGAGCCAUGCACAGCUUGACAUCGUCCAACUUCACGGCUCGGAGCCUACGGAAUGGGCGAGGCAUAUACCCGUCCCGGUCAUUCGUGCCUUCCAUGUUGGCAAGGACGGCAAGGGUUUGGACGGAAUCACCCGGGGCGGUGCCCAUGAAUUCAUCCUGCUUGACAGCCUGAAAGAAGAUGGGAGCGGUGUCAGCGGAGGGACGGGGAAAGUGUUCGACUGGGAUUUGGCCAAGAGCAUUGUUGAAACUGGGGAGAUCGUUGUUGAUGGUGGGGCUUCGUACAAACGCGCCACAGUAGAACAAUCACCACCAGAGCCUACAAAAGCGGAUGAGCCAAUUCCUCCUCAGGCAAAUGACAUCACGACGGCGCACUCCAAGUACCCGCUCCCUAUCAUUCUCGCUGGUGGGUUGACAGCUUCCAAUGUCGCUGUCGCGAUUGCGCAAGUCCAACCCUGGGCGGUCGAUGUUAGUGGCGGUGUCGAAACUGAAGAUGGGACGGCAAAGGAUAUUGCGGCGGUCAAAGCGUUUAUUGGUAAUGUUAGAGGUGGUGUCGCAUGA
Messenger RNA from Mycena indigotica, 2448 nucleotides. RefSeq names its product Multifunctional tryptophan biosynthesis protein. Gene Ontology annotation, biological process: L-tryptophan biosynthetic process. Bases 1 to 2448 code for a protein of 815 amino acids. Gene Ontology annotation, molecular function: indole-3-glycerol-phosphate synthase activity; phosphoribosylanthranilate isomerase activity; anthranilate synthase activity. The record is from RefSeq and is a predicted model, not a curated record. The transcript has 2 exons. NCBI's taxonomy places the organism in Eukaryota, Fungi, Basidiomycota, Agaricomycetes, Agaricales, Mycenaceae.